AGCUUGACCAGCAUGUGGAAGGAGUGCUCACAUGGCUGCGAUCACUUAGGGAGCUCCUACCUGGGUGCCAUCGGGGCAGGAAGUUUUCUGUUUGUUUUGUUCUCUUUCCGAGAGUUCUGUGCACUUCUCUUGCCUGUGUCAAAGUGACUCUUGGUGGUUUUUGCACACCCUGCUCUGUGGGGGAGUGCCCCAACGUGCCUGUCUUAUGUGGCCUCUAUGGACAAACUGCUCAGCUGGCAGAGAGCAGGGAAAUUUUCUCCCAGCACCCAAAAAGAGAAAGAGGAAACUACUUUUUCUUUCUGGGCUCCUUGCAGCACAAUAGAUCAGGAUAAGCUUCUACAUUCCCUCCCUGGAUUUCUGGAGUGGUUUUCCAGGAAGAAAUUAAACCUUCACCUUUAAAUGGAUGACCAUGUCACAAUCAGGAAGAAACAUCUCCAAAGACCCAUCUUUAGACUAAGAUGCUUAGUGAAGCAGCUGGAAAAAGGUGAUGUUAACAUCGUAGACUUAAAGAAGAAUAUUGAAUAUGCAGCAUCUGUGUUGGAGGCAGUUUAUAUUGAUGAAACGAGAAGACUGCUGGAUACCGAUGAUGAGCUCAGUGACAUUCAGUCAGAUUCGGUCCCAUUGGAAGUCCGGGACUGGUUGGCCUCUACCUUUACGCGAAAAAUGGGGAUGAUGAAAAAGAAAUCUGAGGAAAAACCAAAAUUUCGGAGCAUUGUGCAUGCUGUUCAAGCUGGAAUUUUUGUGGAAAGGAUGUACAGAAAGUCCUAUCACAUGGUUGGUUUGGCAUAUCCAGAAGCUGUCAUAGUAACAUUAAAGGAAGUUGAUAAAUGGUCUUUUGAUGUAUUUGCCUUAAAUGAAGCAAGUGGAGAACAUAGUCUGAAGUUUAUGAUUUAUGAACUGUUUACCAGAUACGAUCUUAUCAACCGUUUCAAGAUUCCUGUUUCUUGCCUAAUUGCCUUUGCAGAAGCUUUAGAAGUUGGCUACAGCAAGUACAAAAACCCUUAUCACAACCUGAUCCACGCAGCUGAUGUCACUCAAACGGUGCAUUACAUAAUGCUUCAUACAGGUAUCAUGCACUGGCUCACUGAACUGGAAAUUUUAGCAAUGGUCUUUGCCGCUGCCAUUCAUGACUAUGAGCACACAGGAACCACAAACAACUUUCAUAUUCAGACAAGGUCAGAUGUUGCCAUUUUGUAUAAUGAUCGAUCUGUCCUUGAAAAUCACCAUGUGAGUGCAGCUUAUCGACUUAUGCAAGAAGAAGAAAUGAAUGUCUUGAUAAAUUUAUCCAAAGAUGACUGGAGGGAUCUUCGGAACUUAGUGAUUGAAAUGGUUUUGUCUACAGACAUGUCUGGUCACUUCCAGCAAAUUAAAAAUAUAAGAAACAGUUUGCAACAGCCAGAAGGGAUUGACAGGGCCAAAACCAUGUCCCUGAUUCUUCAUGCAGCCGACAUCAGCCACCCAGCCAAAUGCUGGCAGCUGCACCACCGGUGGACCAUGGCCUUGAUGGAGGAGUUUUUCCGACAGGGAGAUAAAGAAGCUGAGUUAGGGCUUCCAUUUUCCCCACUUUGUGAUCGGAAGUCGACGAUGGUGGCCCAGUCACAAAUAGGUUUUAUUGAUUUCAUAGUAGAGCCAACAUUUUCUCUUCUGACAGACUCAACAGAGAAAAUCAUUAUUCCUCUUAUAGAGGAAGACUCAAAAACAGAAAAUUCUUAUGGAGCAAGCAGACGAUCAAAUGUGAAAGGCACCGUGAAUGACGGAACCUACAGCCCAGACUACUCCCUUGCAAGCGUGGACCUGAAGAGCUUCAAGAACAACCUGGUAGACAUCAUCCAGCAGAACAAGGAGAGAUGGAAAGAGCUGGCUGCACAAGGUGAACCUGAUCUUCAUAAGAACACAGAAGAUCAAGGAAAUGCUGAAGAAAAACAUGCUGAUACACACUCAUAGGUUUGAAACACCAUAAAGGCUUCUGUCAUGUUAAACAUGAGAGCUCUGAGGAACAGGCCAUUUAGAUCGUCCUUGCUCUUUUAAAUACAUGGGAACAAAAUGAGAGACAGGACUGCUCAGAAGCUGUGGCUGAAGUCCUAAAACAAUGGAGUAUCAUAACCUUGGCUCUGUGACCUGGCCGGUGAACACAGCAUUGUCACUUUCGAUCUGGGACUCAGUAGUGAACCGUGUCCUGGAAACCAGUAGACCAGCCUGCACCCAUCCCUGUGGCUUCACAGCACCAAUGCAUCACCUACAAGAGCACCAUCGCCACAGAAGUCUCACGUUACCUACAAUGCAAGAUGACAAGAACCUCCAGCUGCCGUUGGAGACAGGCACGGGAACUGAGAAUGCAAUUUGCCUUCUGGGGUGUUGAUCCCAUUAGGAUGUAACAGAACAUUUAACAAGCCAAGGGAUAAGUGACAAGAAGCGUGUGUGUGCUUGUGUGUGUGUGGUGUAUAUUCAAAAAUACCUAUGAGAAUGGAAGCCCGCACUUUUCUGUAACAUAACAGUACUUGAUGUGACUUUACAUUUUCCUACACAGAGACAAACUACCACCCUUGGAGACUCUGCUUCCUUGUCAUGUUUGCCUGAGCAUGUGCAGAGCCUUUCCUUUGCUCCAACCUGAAGAACUACCUUUAUUUGUUAUUAGCUGACAAGAAAAGUUAAGCACAGUUAGGUGGUAUAACUUUUCACUGUAUAAACACUUCAAUGAUUGUGAGAGUAAAUGGCUUUUUUAUGAAAGGCAGAAUUGAAUGGAAAAAAUCAAGAGUAGCCAUCAAUUAAAGGGAAGAAGAACGUAUCCAUCCUAAAAAGUUUUCUGUUGCACCGGCUUCUUUUCUGGGUUCCACAAUGCUAAGCAAUAUUUUAGAAAUGGAUACAACCAGAAGCUUUUAAGUCUAAAGAGCGGGAUUUUAUAACUCACAACUCAGAUCUCUUUUAAUGUGUAAGCCAUAUUCUACAUGCAUAUUAGGUAUGCAUCAUUCUAACUUAAGAUAUAUUUGUGCAUAAACUGUGUAUAAAGCGCUUUUCAAUGUUCUGUGAAUAAGGUUCUUAGCUUUUGUUUCACCAGAAUCUUGUGUAGAAGACAGCUACAUAAUUGAAUUGUAUCAUAGACAUUAUAAUGCAAUUGAUAUUUUAAAUGUAAGCAGUAGAGAUUGAUCUAUAAUGAUGUGUUGGGGAAAUUUAUAUAUGUACAUCAUGGUGACUUUUUGUCCUUUAAAAAAGGUCUUUUUAUUUCUAUUUAUGGAGAAACUGUAACUACUGCUUUACAUGCCUUUAAGUAGCUAUUUACCAGCUAGUAAACAUUCUGCAUUUAAAAUAGAAUCUGACUCUGGCAAGUCUCAUUAUUAUUGUUCCUCUUUGAGCCAGUUGUCUUUCAGUAAAGCUAU
Pteronotus mesoamericanus is the source of this 3374-nucleotide messenger RNA. RefSeq names its product phosphodiesterase 1A (gene PDE1A). NCBI's taxonomy places the organism in Eukaryota, Metazoa, Chordata, Mammalia, Chiroptera, Mormoopidae. Gene Ontology annotation, cellular component: neuronal cell body. The record is from RefSeq and is a predicted model, not a curated record. The coding region runs from base 400 to 1944 and encodes 514 amino acids. Gene Ontology annotation, biological process: signal transduction. Gene Ontology annotation, molecular function: calmodulin-activated 3',5'-cyclic-GMP phosphodiesterase activity. The transcript is spliced from 15 exons.